AUAUAUAAAAGAAGUAACUUGAUUCUUGGUUUAGUUUACCAAUUGAUCUUUCCGUUUGUGUUUGAUUUUGAAGUGCUGAGAAAAAAUCAUGAAGUUUGCUAUCCUUUUGGGCAUACUUAGUGUAAUCGCUAUGUCUCAGGCAACUCCAGCUGUACCUAUAGCUAUUCCAGAGGGAGCUUCUCAACCAAUUGUUAGAAUUUCUAGGGCUCCAGCAGAUGAAGCUAAAAUUCCAGAAAAAGAUUUGGAAGGUUCGGAAACAGCUUAUGCGGUCUACCCUUACUAUCAAUAUCCUUACUAUGGUUAUCACAGAUAUCCAUACUAUGUAUACGGGAGAUAAAAAACGUUGAAUGAAAAAUAAUUUUAUUUCAAAAAACCUAUACCUUAUAUAUUAGCACAUAGGAAGAAGCUAUUUCAAUGAAUUAACUGUAACUACAUUGUAUUGUACUUUUUUCUAUUAAAAUGGAUCUGAAUACUUGCAAUAAUUU
Molecule: messenger RNA, 485 nt
Organism: Ceutorhynchus assimilis (cabbage seed weevil)
Lineage: Eukaryota; Metazoa; Arthropoda; Insecta; Coleoptera; Curculionidae
Source: the annotation of a GenBank genome assembly